This is a messenger RNA of Dalotia coriaria, 2936 nucleotides long. Its product is annotated as UNC93-like protein. The annotation marks the transcript as partial. Gene Ontology annotation, cellular component: striated muscle dense body; plasma membrane. The record is from RefSeq and is a predicted model, not a curated record. Lineage: Eukaryota; Metazoa; Arthropoda; Insecta; Coleoptera; Staphylinidae. The transcript is spliced from 5 exons. Gene Ontology annotation, biological process: regulation of potassium ion transport; regulation of muscle contraction. Gene Ontology annotation, molecular function: potassium channel regulator activity.
AUUAUGGGUAGUCUACCCAAUCUACAUGAACUCGGCAAGGAGCACUUGGUCCAGAGUGCGCAUCCGAAGAUCGGACCGGCCAUCAGCAAUCCUUAUCAGCACAGUGUGGGCCAUUCGAUACUGAGUCAGGAGGAACGGAAUAAAAUACUGCACAGGCAUUCGACGCAUUGUAAAACUAAGAGGAGCACGCAAGAUGGCCGCCGGAAUCAUCAUGGACACGCUCAAGGUCAAGGACAGGGUGGGAAUUAUGAUGAUCUUGUUUUGGAGCACAUGGCAACAUACUCACCGAUCUCCUCCCGCUCAGCCCGCAACUACAACUCCACCCGGCGUCGCGACUCAAUGAACUCCUCAAUCGGCGCCAACAGCGUGCGCCGCCUCAUCGCCGUCGUGCGCCACACCUCCAGCCGCACAGGCCCCGCCUUCUCCCGCCCCGUACUCAUCCGUAACCUAAUCCUAUUCUGCACAACACACAUCCUCAUCACCGCCUCAUUCCUACCAUUUCUCGCUUUACAAGGCGCUGUAACCACAUGGAUCAAACCCAUAGGCUCCUCCCAUCUACCAAUCAACAUCGGCUCCCUACUCCUGGCACUCAUGCACAUCUUCGCUGCGAUUGGCGCAAUCCUCGGCCCGGUGAUCAUUCAGAAACUCGGCACGAAUUGGAUAUUCGUCAUUGGAUACUUUUGUUUCUUCUGUUUCUACGUCAUACAUCUCUACCCGGUUUUGAGUUUACUGAUGUUAGGUUAUGUUGUGAUGGGAGUAUGCCUUGGACCACUUUGCGUUGCACGUGUGACAUUCCUAAUGACCUUGAGCACGAAGUUAAACUACAUUUUUGGUGAAGAGGAUGAAGAUGUUAAGGCUGGACGCAGGACUUGUAUUGUACGACGGGUUGCCAGGAGUUUUCAAGCUGCGCAAGAUGUUGGAUUGAUUUUUGGAUCACUUUUAACUGCUAUAGUUAUAAAUCUCACGCUGAAUUUGAAAUUCGACUGGUUGGUUGUUACGUCCACGUCGAGUGUGAGUUUAACGUCGGCAACCAACUAUACACCUUUCAGUGUGUAUGCGCCGGCGAGUCCCAAUGUAACCUCGAAUUAUUCGUACACGUACAGUCAGUUCCUCGAUGAGUUAUUCGUGCAGGAUGAGUUUGGUGAUCGGAUUUGUGGUGCGCAAACAUGUCCGCCGGAAAGUGGUGUGAUUAGGAGUGGAAGGAGUGUGCUGCCGGAUGUUACGAUGAUGCUGUUGUUGGCUGUGAAUGCCACAAUGGCCGUGAUUGCGAUGAGUAUGGCGUUGUUUUUGAAUAAGAUCAAGCUGUAUAUGUACCAGGAGGGGAAUGAGACCAUGGCGGCGAUGAGGGCCAUUGGGCAGGGGUUUAAGGAUCCGGUGUUGAGGAUUUCGGCGCUGCUGGCGUUUUUUAUUGGUGUGGAACAAGCGUUUAUGUAUACGGAUUUUUCCAAGUUUUACGUCGUCUGCACCCUGGGCCUCCACCGUCUAAAUUUGGUCUUCCUAUCAAUGGGUCUCCUUCAAUCCAUAGCUGCCUGCACCCUAAGUAUGCUCUUACGGACGAUACGGCGCUAUUACGUAAUUUUUGUUGGUUUCGCCUUCCACGCAUGUCUUCUCAUGGUCCAACUCCUCUGGAAGCCAUUGGGCGAUGACCCCGCCCUGUUUUACGUCAUCAGCGCCGCAUGGGGCGUCUGCAACGCCGUUUGGGAGAUGAUGAACUUCACAUUGUUGACAAGCAUCUACACGGACAACUGGGAAGCGCCAUUUGCGCAUUGCAUCACAUUUCGCUUCCUGGGCAUCGCAAUGGCGUUCGCAUUCCAUGGAUACGUCUGCACCUGGUUGAAACUCUACCUAAUGGCGGCGUUAUUGCUAUGCGCAGUGAUCCCGUCCGCCAUUUUGGAGCGUAAGCUGGAGAAUAUGCGGCGUGUGCGUGGCGCCAGCCGCUUAUGACCCAGAUUCAAAGUGUGGUGACCGAUCUGCCCUCUGGUGCGACUCGACUGCAUGCCGAAUGUCAUUCUGAUGACUACAAUCACUUAAAACGAUGUUAAAUGUUAUGUGCACGCCCUGUAUGCAUAUUGGACAAUCAUGUUUUGACGUUUCGACAUUUUAACGUAUGCAACCAGUUGCACGUAUUGACAUAUCUUGUGCCAAACCAGAAAUUGUGUUUUGAUGAAGUUUUUUGAUGAUUACUCGAAAACUAUAAGAGAUAGAGACAUGAUCUUUUCAGGUAUUGAUUAACAAUUAAAUUUUACAACUAAUUGUAUUAACAAAUCACGAUAAAUGUUUUUAUUUAAUAAUUUAUCAACAAAACAAAGUUAAACUAUGAAAAUUUUAGUUUUUUGUUUAUAACUUUUAAACAAAACAAGUUUUCAACUUUAUUUUUUCAUAAAUAUCUUCAUAAUUUAAUAACAAAUCAAUAUCUGAAAAGAAAAUUGUUCUAUCUUGUUUACUUUUCGAGUAAUUCAUAAAAAACUAACAAAAAACAUGUUUCAGACCGUUAAACUUCACUUAACAUACAAACUAAAACCUAAAAACUUUGUAAAACGUUGUAAAACAUUAUAAACUAAGCCCAAACAGCUAAACACAUACGAAAUGCUUUGCUAACCAUGUUACAAACGUACUUUUAAGCGAAAUUUGUGAAUAUAUACCACAUGAGUGAGAUAAAACGUAACUUAGCGAAUGUUUUAGAGAUUUUCAAUGUUUUUAUUGUGAUUUAUUGUAUCAUACGUACAUUUACAACGUGUCUCAUCUGUUUACACAAGCUGCAGACGCUGAAAAACGCGUGCUUUGUGUAAAUAUUGAUCUACACGCGUUUCAAGAAGAAAAAACUGUGAUUUCGUGUAUUCAGGCGUGGUAAUUGUGUAAAAAUGAAGUAUUUUUAAUCGACUAAGAGAAUAUUAACAGAUAAAUCAAUAAAGACAUGUUUCAUUAACAAUAAACAA